UGCUUGUUGUUAUGUUUUGGACUUUUCGUGUUCGUUCAACAUCGAACAAAAUAUGACGUCACACACAACAGAAUCGAAUGCAGUCGCAUAAUAUGUGUGUGCGUGAGUAAGAUUAUUUUGUACUUUUCCAAUAACAUCGCUUUGAAUCCAGCCAUGAAUACAGUUUUAUGUUAUAGUACGUUGUUUUGGUUUUGGUGCCUGUUUUGACAUGUCAUGAACAUGAACAAAAUUGACUGCAUUUAUUUGUUUAUUGGGGUUAUGUUGGUUUUUUAAAUGCCGAAAAAAAGACAAUUCGACAAAAAAAAUUGAUCGACAAACAACAUGGAAACAAUUGGCGAACAGUUUUUUGAAACAAUCGGCGGUCUGGCUAUACGUUUUUGUUCAUUUUCAAGUACAAAUACCAUCGAAAUUCUAAUUGAAAAUUUAGAAUUUACGAAAAAUCGACGAACAAUUAUUCAACAUAUUCUGAUCACUUUAGUUGUUUGCAUCGCUUUCAAUAUUAUUAUUUAUCAGAAUGCAAUUUUAGUUGCAUUGAAUAUUGUUUUCUUCGUAACGAUAGCUACCAAAUGUUACCACUUAGUUAAAUUAAUCGAAUUUGAGAAAUUGCAUGUUAUUGAUGGCCUAAGUUUGCAAUACACCACAAAGUAUUGUUUCGGAAAGAGGCACACAUAUAUACCGAUUGAAUGCAUCCAUGAUAUUAUCAUCAACGAGGUCAUUUUUGGAUUUCGAACGAUCUAUAUCUUACAAGUGCUGACGAAGGGCAUUCAAUUCCAACAUCAACCCGUGAUUCCAUUGUUAUCGGAAUUGAAUCCAAGGAUUGCGUGCAUUCAUAUCAUUUACAACCUACUGCGAAAAAAGAUCUCAAACAUCGAAGAAAAUCGAUAUAGUUAAAAUAGGAUAAUUGAAAAAAAAAACAACAACUCUUGUGAUACAAUUAAAAUGCCAAAAUGAAACAGCUCGCAAAAAUAA
Contarinia nasturtii (swede midge) is the source of this 969-nucleotide messenger RNA. RefSeq lists its product as uncharacterized. The record is from RefSeq and is a predicted model, not a curated record. The transcript has 4 exons. The coding region runs from base 322 to 891 and encodes 189 amino acids. Gene Ontology annotation, cellular component: glycosylphosphatidylinositol-N-acetylglucosaminyltransferase (GPI-GnT) complex. Gene Ontology annotation, biological process: GPI anchor biosynthetic process. NCBI's taxonomy places the organism in Eukaryota, Metazoa, Arthropoda, Insecta, Diptera, Cecidomyiidae.